GGAACUACAAUUCGCGACAGUCUGAACACGGAAUCCACUGAAAUGGCGGACCACGGCGAAGAUGCAGAAAGUGAAGAUGAACUGUAUGAGGUGGUGGACAUUGCAGGCUAUGCCCGUCGUCAUCAGUGGUGGAGCAGAGUUUUUGGGAGUAACACAGGACCCAUUGCCGAGAAAUACUCAGUGACCACACAGAUCAUGAUGGGAGGAGCAGCUGGCUGGUGUGCAGGGUAUCUUUUUCAGAGAGUUGGGAAGAUUGCAGCCACUGCCGUUGGUGGAGGAUUUCUGUUGUUACAGAUUGCCAAUCAUAGUGGAUACGUACAAGUUGACUGGAAGAAAGUUGAGAAAGAUGUAAAUAAGGCAAAAAAGCAUCUGAAGAAGAAUGCUAACAAAGCUACACCUGAACUCAGUUCUUUCAUUGAAGAGUCUACAGAUUUUGUGAAGAGAAACAUUGUUGUCUCAGGUGGAUUUGUUGGAGGAUUUUUACUGGGCUUGGCAUCCUGAUUCAGUCAAGGACCUGUUUUAGUCUUUGGGCACCCAGAUGAUGUUGUUUCCCUGCCACUACUGUGAAUUGUUCAUAUUACACAGGACUGCACUGAAAAGUGGGGUGUUUGUGAAGCCACAAUGCCAGUUAAAAAGCCAAUAUUGGGUGUUACUGCAGCAGCGGUAUGCAGUGUGCUGAAACAUGGUCCUCUUGAUAUUUUACCACUACAGCCAGUCAAUCAAGAAAGACUUACACAACACAGAAGAACACAAUUUUGUUUUUAUUUACAGAAAACAAUUGGCUUAUUGCAUCAUGAUUCAUAUAAGCCCAUAUGACGUCACAUCAUGUUGGCUAGAAGACAUUCCAUUUUUGUUCUCAUGUAAAGUACUG
Messenger RNA from Chanos chanos (milkfish), 871 nucleotides. RefSeq names its product FUN14 domain containing 1 (gene fundc1). The record is from RefSeq and is a predicted model, not a curated record. The transcript has 5 exons. Bases 43 to 501 code for a protein of 152 amino acids. Gene Ontology annotation, cellular component: mitochondrial outer membrane. Gene Ontology annotation, biological process: autophagy of mitochondrion. Lineage: Eukaryota; Metazoa; Chordata; Actinopteri; Gonorynchiformes; Chanidae.